AUGCCGCCUCUUGCUGUUGCCUCACAAAUCCUCCAGGUCCCCAGAGAUGUGUCUUCUCCCAGUAAUUCCACAGAAAUUGGCCUCGAAGUCGUCUGUGCGUGGCCAGUGUCCGGCCAGUACGGGCCUGGUACAAGGGUCCUAUACUACGUCCUCAUCGCCGCUUGCGUAUUCGCACGAAAGGAAGAGUGGCUGAGAAAUGCCUGUCUUGCCGGUGCCCUUCUCUUCCCGGCAAUCGCUGCCGUUCAUGGGAUCGUCCUGGCCGCAAUACACGUUGAUGGUGCGAUUGAUAUGGAUGUAUACGGAGCCUUCCAGCUGUGCUCGAUUGGGAUCCUGACUGCUCCCCUUACUGCAAGGAUGUCCGGGACAUACUUCAAGGACCCGCGGCGGAAUAUCAUUUUUCUGUGGACUGGUCUUGUUCUUGCUGGACUGCUGAGUAUCACUGUCGAGCUCUUUCGUGUCGAGACUUCGAGGUGCACUCAGGACGAGGCCGGAAAUCCAAUAUCCAGCGAUGUAUCCCAGUUCCCCUACGAGGGCACCAAGUGUAGCUUGCGCUGUUCACCUGAGGAAGGCCCCUUUUCACCCAUACGACUCGGAGCAACGGACGAAAUAUUCGUGAUUCCCGCACCCAAGAAGCUCACGUUCGGCGCUGCGACACUGCUGGCCGCGGCCUGUUGCAUUCCCGCCAUUAUAUCCAUGCUAUAUUUCUGGUCCUUGAUUCUCCAAGAGACCUGGAACAACCGCGUCAACGGCGAGACAGAGUCAGACCCACGCGAUGAGCCCAUUGACGGUACAAACGGGGCCACCGUGGGAAAGAUGCUGCAAAUAAACGGCCUGGUACGGACGGUUCUGAGCACAGUGGAAGCCCCAGUAUUCGCGGCAGCAGUUCUGGCAAUUUUAAUUCUGGGAGAAAAGAACUUCUUCAGUAAACCGGUAGACCAUGGAACCGAGCCCAUCGCCAGCAUUGGCCAGUGGGCACCGAUUGUAGGCGCCGGCUUUGCAAUAUUCGGUUCCUUGUAUCUCUUCCUUACUGCCGACGAUAGAGAGCAAGGCCCUGCAUGUAAAUGCACUUGCCAUAAUGUGGAAGGCGUAAAGCGACAGUCGAUUCCUGCUACCGAAAAUGAAUCAGAUUCCGGCAGGACGACAACGACCCCCGAGCCUGCCCAUACCCACCCUGCUCGACGUGAAACCGAUGAUAUUGGCAACCGACGUGGAAUCAACCGAGCCCUCAUCCGCUUCGCAACAACCCUGAGUAUCGCUGCCCACGAUCGUCUCACAGACUACGACUUCCGGAUAGGCCGCGCCCAGGACUUCCCUGAGAUCCCGGCCGAGCCGCAGCGAAACAAGACACUACAGCAGAUACGCGACCAGUAUAACCCCAGAAGAGAUUCAAAUGGUAACCUCACUCUCUCCCGUGUUGGUUCAACCAUCAGUAUGUCCUCGUGGCGGGACGGUGAACGCAGCUCGACAACAUCGCAAGGCAUUUCACCGCGGUCUUCCAGGGCGUCGACGCGCUCGCGGUCUCCCUCUCCAUUCCCACCGUCCUCUCGACGAGACGAAGACGCUGGCCCAGCAGAUAGCCACUGUGGCCUUGAUCCUCUUGCUCAACCCCGACGGCGCCGGGAUACGUUGGAGGUCCCUCAUCAGCAUGGUUCUUCAAGACGCAGUCCUUCAGCAUCAUCGGUAUCCACUGCAGGGGUUGCGAUACCAGGAGGACAGGGCUCUCCAGCCAUAGUCAUAUCAACCGGAGACGAAGUACCGGCUUCCGUCUUUGAUUCAUCGGAGUCUGAUCAAUCGGACUCACUGGGGGGAAGUAAAUAUGGGCGGCGGUCUACAUCAUAG
Molecule: messenger RNA, 1839 nt
Organism: Aspergillus puulaauensis
Lineage: Eukaryota; Fungi; Ascomycota; Eurotiomycetes; Eurotiales; Aspergillaceae
Exons: 3
Coding region: 1-1839 (612 amino acids)
Source: RefSeq, a predicted model, not a curated record